GUUGUUUUCUAAAGAGCAUUUUAAUAAAUUAGAUUCGUAGGAAAGCUCCUGAUUUCACUAUUUGAUUGAUCUAAGUACUUAUAAUCUACCAUGGGUUCCAAAAAACAUAAGAAAGAAUCCAAGAAAAAGAAGCAUAGGAGUCGAUCGCGUUCACCUCUAGACACAGAGGAGAAAGAGCGCAAGAGGCACCACAAGAAGCACAAGGACCGCAAGAAGGACCGUUCCCCUGACGUGGAGGAGGUGCCUCUGGACUCCCACCUGCAGGACAACGGGUCAGAGCGACGCAGCAGCAGCGCCGAGAGGGAGCGGGACAGACGCAAGCGGGACGAGCGCACGAGGGAAAGAGAUGACAGGGACCGCAGCGUGGAGGCGGCGCCCCCCUCGCCCCCCGCGGCGGCCUCGUCCAAUCAGGAGAGCCUCUCGGUGGAGGAGACCAAUCGCCUGCGAGCGAAGCUCGGCCUCAAGCCGCUAGAGGCCGCUGAGAAGCCUACAGAGGACGGCAAGUUCAAGGACGACCUGGGCGAGUUCUACCACGCUCCCGCCGCCAACAUCGCGCAGCAGAAGAAAAGCGAGAAGAUACGGGAGAAACUCAGCGAGAGGAAGGAGAAGAGACUUAUUGAGCAGAAGCUACAGACGGCGGGGCUGGGCGCGGCGGGGUCGGACGACGAGGACGCGGCGGCCUGGGUGCGCAAGUCCCGCGAGAUACAGAAACAGAAACAGGAGGCUGCUAAGAGGGCGGCGAUGCUGGACGAGAUGGACGAGGUGUUCGGCGUGUCGGCGCUCGUGGCCGCCGAGACCCGCGCCGACCGCGCCGCCAGCUACACGCCCGCCCACCUGCGCGGGCUGCGCGUGGCGCACGACCUGGACGCCUUGGAUGAAGAGAGCGAGGUGGUGCUGACGCUGGCGGACAAGGAGGUGCUGGCGGAGGACGCCGAGGACGUGCUCGUCAACGUCAACAUCGUCGACGACGAGAAGUACAAGAAGAACUUAGUGGAGCGCAAGAAGGCUAAGACGGGCUACAAAGCCUACGACGACGAUGAAGACAUGGAGGCCCUGGCGCUGGGCUACAGCAAGCCAGUACUGGCUAAAUACGACGAGGAGAUCGACCAGGGGAAGAGGGCGAAUAAAGAGAAGGGCUUCGUCAUAGGGGAUGAAGACGGGCUUGAAGCGCUCAAGUUUAAACAGGCUAUGCGCCUAAGCCGGCCCGACAGGAUCCUCGAGUCGCUGGCGAUGCCGGCGCCGCGCCUCGCCUCCGCCUACUACGACGAAAGGGAGAUGGAGGCCAAGUUCAAGAAGGUCAAGAGGAAGGGUAAACACCGCAAGCGCGCCAAGCAAGAGCCGAUAGACGUGGACGACUACGAUCCCAACGCGGCGCCCCUCGAGACCGACGACACAGACGUAAAGCCAGAGCUCCUGAAGAAGGAACUAGAAGUGGAUGAAGACGAGGUGGAGCCCGACGGCGAGCUGCAGACCGCUCUGGCCCGUGCGCGCCGCCUGAGGCAGGCCCAGCAGCCCGCGCUGCCCAAGGUGGAAGACAUUCUAUCAGCAGUGAAGGAGGAGCCGCUGCCGGAGCCCGAGCCCGGGUCCAGCAUGACGCUGGACGCCACGGCCGAGUUCUGCCGCACGCUCGGAGACAUACCCACGUACGGGCAGGCCGGGAAUAGGGAUGUGAAGACGGAUAUUAUGGACUUCGAGCGCGAGGAGAUGGAGAUAGAGGAGUCCAUAGAGGAGGACGCGGGCGCGGGCGGCGCGUGGAGCCGCGUGGACGUGCACAGCGACCAGCCGCCCGAUAUCGCCGCCGGUUCAUCAGUAGCCCUGGACGCGGAGCCGGCGCUCGGCUGCGGCGUGGCCGGCGCGCUGCAGCUGGCGCUGAGCAAGGGCUACCUCGAGCGGGCGCCCGCCGCCCCCGCGCCCCGCGCCGCCCCCCGCGCCGCGCUGCACGCCGCCCACUACUCCAUCGAGGACAAGAGUGUCGGUGACGACGACAAGCACGGGCGCCGCGAGCGGGGCGGCUACUCCGGCCCUCUCCAAGACUUCAGAGAGAAGGCCUUCAAGCCGAACAUAAAGCUGGAGUACGUGGACGACGACGGCCGGCCGCUGUGCCCGAAGGAGGCGUUCCGCUACCUGUCGCACAAGUUCCACGGCAAGGGGCCCGGCAAGAACAAGCAGGAGAAGCGGAUCAAGAAGGCUGUGCAGGAGGGGCUGAUGAAGAAGAUGAGUUCCACGGACACGCCGCUGAACACGCUGGCGCUGCUGCAGGAGAAGCAGAAGGAGACGCACUCCGCCUACAUCGUGCUCAGCGGCGCCAAGAAGGACCCGCCCGCCUAGACGUAGCGGGGCUACUACCACCGACCCGCUUGCGUAGACCAGAGCCGUUAGCCUAGCACAUAUCUACCAGAACAGUGGGGUUACCACGGAACAUUAGCAAUUGAAAGUCCAUAAGCUGCGUCGCUCGUUUGUAAAAUCUGACGUAACUUUUAUGAAUACAGGGUGUUGCAAAAAAGGGUAUACUAAACCAAAAGGGGGUCAUUAUGAACAACCUUUGUUGUACAGUUUUGAAAAUUCACGGAAAAAAAUCGUUUUCCAUAGAAACUGUAUUGGUAACGACUUUUACUAUGGAGAACUAUUUUUUUACAAAAUUUGUUCAGAAUGACUCCGUGAGUCACCUCCAUUCGACUUCCCCUUUUUGCAUGUAUGACAGAUGUUUGAAAAGCAAGCGACGCUGCUUAUGGAUUGUUAAUUGCUAAUGUGUCGAUGAUGCUACGGUAGCAGUACAGAGUAAUGUGACAUGUCUAACAGAUCCAGUACGUGAAAGUAUGAAUUUAUGUUUCCCCCACUUGAUUUUGAUACACUUUCCAUUAUAAUUACCAAUACGUAUUUGCAGUUCAAAGUUCAUUUAAAACACUGCAGCUGGCAUUUUACUAUCAGUUUUUUAAGAAAUAGCCCAUGUAUUUUUUUGCGUUACCAUUUUAAUAAAAGAUUAUUGUCUACACUACAAGUGUUUUAGAUUACAGUCAGGAUAACAACUAAUUUCUGUUUUGAUGCACAUGUAGAUGUCGCGAAAAUACCUAAAUAAAUGCAGAAUUACUAACAAAAAA
Plutella xylostella (diamondback moth) is the source of this 3098-nucleotide messenger RNA. The record is from RefSeq and is a predicted model, not a curated record. Lineage: Eukaryota; Metazoa; Arthropoda; Insecta; Lepidoptera; Plutellidae.